GCGGGGAGGGGAGGCGCAUCCGUCCGUCCCGGGGAAAUACUCUCCGGCCGGUACAGACCGUGUGGAGCGGCGCUCAGGGCAGAGAUGGCGGCAGCGGCGGAGCGCAGGGCUUUCGCACAGAAGAUAAACAGGACCGGGGCUUCGGAGGUCCGGAAGCAAGUUUCCCGGGAAUAUGGCGGAUCCCCACAGCUUUCCAAAAAAAAAGGAGGCGUUCAGAGUAUCCCUCUAUCAGAAGCGGUAGAACCCCUGGAUUUUGAGGGCUACCUGUCCAGCCACCCACCUGAUGCCGAGUGUGAGGAGCUGAGAGAUCUGUACGACUUUCCUCAAGAUGACAUAGAGAUCCUGUAUGAGCCCAGAGAAUGUCGCACCUUGGAGCCAGCGGCGCCAGAGGAGGGAAAGCUGGACGCCCGUGUUCGUGAUGCAUUAAAAGUUUAUACCCAUGACUGGGUGAUCGUGCAGCGGAGAUCCCAUAGCCUGAGCACAGCGUACACCCCCAUCACUGCCGAGCGGCAGCGGCAGCGCCAGAAAACUCUGAGCCGGCAGCUCUAUGAACUGGAUGAAGCCGCGGACGAGAAGGGGAACCCGGAGGAGCAGGAUGACCGGAAGCGUGCAUCUGCCUCUCUCGACGAGACCCCCCGGGGUAGCUGGGCUUCCAGUAUUUUCGAUCUCAAGAACUCGUCUCCUGAUCCCUUGCUCCCGGGUCUGCUGGAGAGGUCACCGCCGGAGGAGACGGACCGGGUCAACGAGGAACUGCGCAAGGACAACCGCCAUUCUCAAAUCCUGGCCCUCUACUCCGCUCCCGACGAGGACGAGGCAGUGGAGAGAUCCCCCAUCCCCGAGGUGCCCAAGGAACACUUUGGACAGAGGAUCCUGGUGAAAUGCUUAUCGCUGAAGUUUGAGAUAGAGAUUGAGCCGAUAUUUGGGGUCAUGGCGCUCUAUGAUGCUAAAGAAAAGAAAAAAAUAUCGGAAGGUUUCCACUUUGACCUGAACUCGGACUCUGUGAAGAACAUGCUGAGGACACAGAGCGGGCAUCCAGCUCCUUCUACCCUGGCGCGAUCCGCCAUCUUCUCCAUCACGUAUCCCUCUCCGGACAUAUACCUCGUCAUCAAGCUGGAGAAGGUCCUGCAGCAGGGGGAUAUAGGAGAGUGCUGUGAGCCGUACAUGGUCCUCAAAGAGAGCGAUGCUGUCAAGAAUAAGGAGAAGGUGGACAAGCUGAGAUCCCAAGCGGAACAGUUCUGCUCACGCCUAGGCAGGUACCGAAUGCCUUUCGCCUGGACCGCGAUUCACCUGAUGAAUAUUAUCAACAGCACGGCAACGGCUGAGCGGGACUCGGACUCGGAGAGCGACCGGAAAGGGACGUGGAAUGAGAGGAAGAGGAAAGCCUUUGAGCGAAUGAGUGUUGGCGACGAGGUGUGCGGGUUCACAACUUUCCGUCCGGCGACUCUUACCGUUACCAACUUCUUCAAGCAGGAAGGCGACCGUCUCAGCGAUGAGGACCUGUACAAGUUCCUCGCAGAUAUGAGGAGACCGUCCACCGCGUUACGCAGACUGCGGCCCGUAACAGCCCACCUGAAAAUUGACGUGUCCCCGGCUCCCGACUCUCCGCAGUUCUGUCUGUCCCCGGAGCUGCGCCAUGUUAUACCGUAUCCCGAUCCCAGAGUGCGUCCGACGAAGGAAAUCCUGGAGUUCCCUCCGCGGGAGGUGUAUUCACCCUACACCUCGUACCGGAACCUCCUCUUUGUGUAUCCGCGGAGCCUGAACUUCAGCAGCCGGCAGGGAUCGGUGAGGAAUAUUGCAGUAAAGGUGCAGUACAUGGCUGGAGAAGACCCCAACCAAGCUAUGCCGGUGAUCUUUGGGAAGUCGAGCUGCAGCGAGUUCUACAGUGAAGCGUACACUUCUGUCGUGUAUCACAAUAAGUCUCCGGAAUUCUACGAAGAAUUUAAGAUGAAAAUCCCUGGAAAUCUCACAGAAAAUCACCAUCUUCUCUUCACCUUUUACCACGUGAGCUGCCGGCAGAACCAGAGCUCACUCGUGGAGAGCCCAGCUGGGUAUACGUGGAUUCCCCUGAUGCAGCAUGGCAGGUUGCGCACCGGAUCCUUCUCGCUUCCUGUGUCCGUGGAAAAGCCUCCCCCCAGUUACUCUGUGCUGACCCCCGACGUUCAGCUUCCAGGAAUGAAAUGGGUGGAUAAUCACAAACCCGUCUUCAUGGUGGACCUGGUGGCCGCCUCUUCCGUCCACACGCAGGACCCCCACCUUGACAAGUUCUUCACGCUGGUGCAAGUGUUAGAAGAGCAGAGCUUCCCCUUCCGGUUAAAAGACGUCAUCAUUACCGAAAGCAACGUGGAGUCUGAGCUGCGGGCUAGUAUGGGCAACCUGCGCCUGGCCGCGCUCGGACCCUCCGUCUGCUUCUGCCAUCAGCUGCUGGAUAAACUGAUCCUGCUUAUCGUCAGACCCCCGAUCAUCGGAGGGCAGAUUGUGAACCUGGGCCGCGCAGCCUUCGAAGUGGUAGCUCUUCUGGUGAGCCAGAUUCACCGCACCCUGGAGGGAUCUCAGGACCAGCGGGGCCGGAACGGGCUCCUGGCCUCCUACCUGCAUUACGCCUUCCAUCUGCUCAGUGACAUGCCUUCGCAGCUGCAAAGCGCAACUCUUCCUAGUUCGUCGGCCGCUCCGGCUGUCCACUCGGCCACGCUGUCCCGCGCCACCGGCCGUCCUAGCAGCCUUAACCUCGCUCGCUGCAGGAGCAUCAGCAACAGCAACCCCGAUCUCACCAGCACGCCAGGUCCCACGGACGACGAGGAGGUCCUCAGAAUAAUGUCAAGCAAGGGCAUCGAUCGCUCUCACUCUUGGGUGAACUCUGCUUAUUGCCCCGGGGGUCCAAAAUCUGUUCAACGCAGGACCCAGCCAAGCUCCAACACUGAGCUCCGACAGGCCAACGAGCGGAGUCCUAACCGCAUAUCCAGCUACAUGGAGGGUGCAGCUCCCGCUGCCCAGCCUCGCCCUUCAGCCAAAAAGCUUCUGCAUGAGGAGCUGGCCCUGCAGUGGGUGGUCAGCGGCAGCGGCGUGCGCGAGGCGGCUCUAAGUCAGGCCUGGUUCUUCUUCCAGCUCAUGACCAAGAGCAUGGCCCUUCACCUGUAUAACUCGGAGAGACUGGACGCCCCCCGCAAGCAGCGCUUCCCAGAGAGAUUUGUCGAUGACAUCUCUGCACUCGUGUGUAACAUCUGCUCGGAGAUCACCAGCAGAUACCUCAAGGACACCGAGUUGGCCGAACGUCUCAACAGCAGUCUUGCUUUCUUCCUCAACGACCUCUUGUCUCUGAUGGAUAGAGGUUUCGUUUUCAACCUCAUCCGGUCGUACUACAAACAGGUUAACAACAAACUGGGAAAGACGCAAAAUCCCAAUGUCUUGAUCUCUCUGCGCAUGGAUCUGACCCGCAUCGUGUGUUCCCAUGAACAUUACGUGGCAUUAAACCUGCCCUGUGGCUGCCUCUCACCCCCCAAUUCUCCUUCUCCCUCCAUCUCUUCAACUGCAUCACAGAGCUCCGUGUUCUCCAGCCCUGCUCAGGAUAAGACGGUCACCAAUAUGUUCGAGCUCUCGGUGCCGUUCAGACAGCAGCACUUCCUUUCCGGGCUCAUCCUGAGUGAACUGGCCAUGAUUCUGGAGCCAGACUUGGAAGGCGUGUUCUUCCUCCAGAAGAAGGCGAUCAGCACUCUGCACAACCUGCUUUGCAGCCAUGACACCGACCCCCGAUACGGCAAACCAGUGGUCAAGGAGAGCAUUGCCCGCCUUUACCUGCCUUUGAUUGGCAUCGUCAUGGACGCCCUCCCCCAGCUGUACGACUUCACGGCGGAGCCCCACGGGCAGAGGGUACGACAUGCUUCGUCCGCACCGGCAGACGAGGUGGACGGCGAUGGAACCUUCAUCAGCCAAUCAGUUGCUAUGGCAAUCGCGGGAGCUCCGCUACCCUGCGUGCAGAAAACCAGCACCUUCCCGAUGCCCCCUCCCCCGCCCCGUGCAGGUAACGUCCUCUCCGCGGAGUCCAGCAGGAAUUUGCUCGUCUGCGUCCUCUGGGUGCUGAAGAACGCGGAGCAGGACCUUGUGCAGCGCUGGUUCUCCGGUCUGUCCGUCCUGCAGCUCACUCGGCUCCUGGAACUCUUGAGCCUGUGUGUGUCCUGCUUCCAGUACAAGGGUAAGAAGGCCCUUGAAAGGAUAAACAGCCUAACGUUUAAAAAGUCUGUGGACAUGAAGGCCCGACUAGAAGAGGCGAUACUUGGAACCAUCGGAGCGCGUCAGGACAUGGUGAAACGCAGCAGAGAGCGCAGCCCUUAUGUGAGCCAGGAGAACGUGCGGUGGAGAAAGAAUGUCACGCAGUGGAGACCAACGGGCGACAAAACGGAAAAGUCUCAGGCAGAGCGGGAGCUGGAUGUCAUCGUGGAAGGCAAUAUGGCGUCCGAGGCCAAUCUGGUGGUGCUGGACGCGCUGGAGAUCAUAGUGCAGACAGUGAUGAUGUCGGAGAUGAAGGAAAGCAUCCUGGGGGGAGUUCUUAAAGUGCUGCUGCACAGCAUGGGUUACAAUCAGAGCGCGCUGUACCUGCAACACUGUUUCACCAGCCAGAGGGCGCUAGUGUGCAAGUUCCCGGAGAUGCUGUUUGAGGAUGACACCGAGCUGUGCUCUGACCUAUGUCUCCGGCUACUGCGCCACUGCAGCAGCGGCAUCGGCAGCGUGCGCGCCCACGCCAGCGCCUCCCUCUACCUGCUCAUGAGGCAGAACUUUGAAAUUGGCAAUAAUUUCGCACGUGUGAAGAUGCAGGUCACCAUGUCCUUGUCGUCUUUGGUGGGGACCUCGCAGAAGUUUAACGAGGACUACAUACGUCGGUCGCUGAAGACCAUAUUGACCUACUCGCAGGAGGACAUGGAGCUGAGAGACACCAGCUUCCCAGAGCAAGUCCAGGAUCUGGUAUUCAAUCUGCACAUGAUACUGACCGACACGGUGAAAAUGAAGGAGCAUCAAGAAGAUCCUGAGAUGUUAAUGGAUUUAAUGUACAGGAUUGCCAAAGGGUACCAGAACUCACCGGACCUCCGUCUGACGUGGCUUCAGAACAUGGCGGCCAAGCACACCGAGCGUGGGAACCACGCUGAGGCAGCUCAUUGCUUUGUGCACGGAGCGGCGCUGGUCUCAGAGUAUCUGAGCAUGCUGGAGGACGGCAGACAUCUGCCCGUGGGGUGCGUCAGCUUCCAGAACAUCUCGUCCAAUGUCCUGGAGGAGUCGGCGGUGUCAGACGAUGUGGUGUCUCCGGACGAGGAAGGGAUAUGUUCCGGGAAGUUCUUCACGGAGGCCGGAUUGGUGGGACUGUUGGAGAAGGCCGUGUUCAGCUUCGACAAGGGCGGCUUGUUUGAGGCAGUGAACGAGGUUUAUAAGCUGCUGAUUCCCAUCUAUGAGGCUAACCGGGAUUACAAGAAGUUGGCUGCCGUCCACGGGAAGCUGCAAGACGCCUUCAACAAGAUCACCAACCAGAUCACAGGCUGGGAGCGUAUGUUUGGAACAUAUUUCCGAGUUGGAUUUUAUGGCUCAAAAUUUGGGGACCUGGAUGACCAGGAGUUUGUGUACAAAGAACCUUCAAUAACCAAACUGGCCGAGAUCUCUCACCGUCUGGAGGAAUUUUACGCUCAGCGGUUCGGUGAAGGAAAUGUCGUGGUUGUAAAAGAUUCCAAUCAUGUAGAUAAAACCAAACUCGACCCAAACAAGGCUUACAUCCAGAUCACGUACGUGGAACCGUUCUUUGACACGUACGAGCUAAAGGACCGCGUUACCUACUUCGACAAAAACUACAACCUGCGCACGUUUCUCUUCUGCACUCCGUUCACGCUGGACGGCCGGGCGCACGGAGAUCUGCAUGAGCAGUACAAGCGCAAGACGGUGCUGACCACCUCGCACGCGUUCCCUUACAUCAAGACUCGUGUCAAUGUGCAGCAGCGGGAGGAGGUGGUUCUGAUCCCGGUAGAGGUUGCUAUUGAAGACAUGCAAAAGAAGACCCAGGAGCUGGCAUUCGCUACGCACCAGGAGCCAGCCGACGCCAAGAUGCUGCAGAUGGUUCUACAGGGUUGCGUUGGAACAACGGUCAAUCAGGGUCCUCUUGAGGUGGCCCAGGUGUUUUUGGCAGAAAUUCCAGAGGACCCUCGUCUUUACCGUCUACAUAACAAGUUGCGGCUUUGCUUCAGGGACUUCACCAAGAGGUGUGAGGACGCCCUACGCAAGAACAAAAGCCUCAUCGGUCCAGAUCAGAGAGAAUAUCACCGGGAGCUGGAGAGGAAUUACCACCGGCUAAAGGAAGCGCUCAGCCCUUUAACAUCCCGCAAGAUCCCGCAGUUAUACAGCGACCUCCUGCCGCACACCAAUGCCAGGGACUCCAUGACCCGCUCCAGCCUGCGCAGGAUCGAAGCCUAAACUUUCGGGGCAUUCUCCGUGUCACUGCCGCCAAGGGCUCGGCCGCGUUGUGGCGCGUCGGCCCUCGGAUACCAAAUGAAAUAUUAGAUCGGGUGGACUGCAGAGAGAUGGUGGGAUUUUAAUCUUUAUAGUAAGGAGACAAAGCUCGUGCUCUGAUUGGACGUCCCCUGUGGCCACCUGAGAACCGGGCCCCUGCACUGCCUAUGGGCCCCUCUGGUGAUCGAGCAACAGGGGCGAGAAAGAGAAGAAGAAACCGCGAAGAAGAAACUGAAAUUUUCCACACUGGAUUUUAAAAACGGGGCCGCCGUGUUGCUCGAUUUAAUAGAAUGAAUUUGGGACGUUUAAUUAUUUUGGCCCACAACAGCCUUAACAAAGUCUCAGGGACUCCCUGACAGAAUCACACUACAAACACUUUUAAACCCCCCCCCACCCCAACUAUUUUCUUGUGUAAUUUAUCUUUUUUAACGGGCAUUUUAAAUAAGGGCCGCUUGGGCCCAUGGUGUAGAUGUUUUUGAGAAUGAUCCCAUUUUUGGGGUUACGUGUUCCUCUGUGUGCAUUCACAUUACAGAUACCAGGCCAGGUGUGAAACUUUUUGUGUUCUGCAGCGAGACCACCCGUGUUAAUGACCCCUAUUUCUGUUUAGCACCUGACGGGUGUGCAUCAGUCUGUCGGCCUGUAUCGCUGUCACCACGUCUGUCCUGCUUUAACGUCCUGUCUCAGCCCUCUUGUCUGUCCUGCUGCCCCCAAACAUUUGUUGUCUGUCUCACAUUUCCAUCAUCUUGUCCAUAGCAUAACACACCCUGCCCUAUAACACUGCUGUCCCCGCCAGGCAGGCCACCUUCUCACCUGGUGUCACACUUGUCACUUCCUCUUCACCAUCGCCGUGUGAGCUACUUUUGUAAUAAAGUUAAGUGUUUAUUG
Messenger RNA from Spea bombifrons (plains spadefoot toad), 7362 nucleotides. It is a transcript of the gene DOCK6, whose product is annotated as dedicator of cytokinesis 6. Lineage: Eukaryota; Metazoa; Chordata; Amphibia; Anura; Pelobatidae. Gene Ontology annotation, biological process: small GTPase-mediated signal transduction; positive regulation of GTPase activity. Gene Ontology annotation, molecular function: guanyl-nucleotide exchange factor activity. The record is from RefSeq and is a predicted model, not a curated record. Gene Ontology annotation, cellular component: cytosol. The coding region runs from base 85 to 6441 and encodes 2118 amino acids. The transcript has 50 exons.